Molecule: messenger RNA, 2680 nt
Organism: Sarcophilus harrisii (Tasmanian devil)
Lineage: Eukaryota; Metazoa; Chordata; Mammalia; Dasyuromorphia; Dasyuridae
Product: zinc finger protein 2 homolog
Exons: 5
Coding region: 375-2276 (633 amino acids)
Biological process (GO): regulation of DNA-templated transcription
Source: RefSeq, a predicted model, not a curated record
AAGUCCCCCAACUCCAAGAGAAGUAUUCCGUUCAGGUGCUAAAUCUCCAGGUCUCUAGAUGAGGUCUCUUAUCACCUGUUAGAAUAUUCAUCAAUCCAGGACUGCGUACAUCCCAAGCCCAUCCCCAUCACUGGGUGUAUCCGGUUAUUGCCUUAGGCUGUGAGAAAUAGCAUUUUUUUCGUACAACAGCUGCCCGAGGACCUCACUGCUUUCUUUUGGCUUCUGUGCUGCCCCUCACUCACUCGGGACCGAAUGAUUUUGGAACAUGAUUUCGGAUUUUGAACGUGAAUGGUUCGGCCGGCUAGCCUAAGCUCCCCACACAUAAAAGACUAAAAACCAGUCUCUUCUUGCCUCAGCUCCUCUGGCAGGACAACAUGAAGUCAAAGUUGGCUGCGUGUAAAAACAAAAAUUACAUGUGGAUGAGUCUGUGGCUCAGGAAGAGUUACUUGGAGGAAGCUCCAGAGAGCGGAGGGAAGAUUGGGGAGGGGGGAGAAGGGGGUAACGGAAGUGGGUGGGCUUGGGAGGAGUUGGGGAGGAAGAGACCAUUGCGCCGGGGGUCAGAGCCUGCAGUCUUGGCCCUGCGAGGGUGUGGAAAAGAAGGCUCCACCCUCCUGGAGGAUGGAUGGGAGGACCAGGAAGAGUGGUUUGGGGAAAGCCGGAAGUCUUGGACCCGCUGUCUCUCUGCCUGCGCCUUGGUCGUCCUCCAUUCCCGGCAACCCCGAUCGCUUUGUCUUCUGGAAGCCAGAACCCUGCUUGCAGCUCGCAGAGGGAGCCUGGAGCUAGAGGGAAUGGGCCCUGGGAGCCUCAGACCUCCUCAGGAGUGGGUGACAUUCAGGGAUGUGGCUGUGGACUUUACCCAGGAGGAGUGGGGCCUCUUGGACCCUCCUCAGAAGGAGAUGUAUAAGGAGGUCAUGCUGGAGAAUGCCUGGAACCUGCUGUCCUUGGGGCUUCCAGUUCCCAGAGAAGAUGUGAUCUGUUAUUUUGAGCAAAGGGAAGUACCCUGGAUGCUGCACCCAGAAGGCCUGAGGAGCUGCCCUCCAGAAAAAGAGAUCAGACUUGAAAUGAAGGAACGUACUACAGAGCAAAGCCUUUCAGUGGUAGAAUCUCUCAAGCCAAGAUUCAUCAGUGAUGGUCCUGCUAACUUCACUUGGAAAGAUAUCCUUGAUACACUUAAGAAAAUCCACAUUGGAGAGAAAUCUUACGAACAUAACCGACGUGGAAAGGCUUUCACAGAAAGUGAAGCUCUUACUAGACAUUUACAGAGAAUUUACACUGGAGAGAAACCGUAUGAAUGUAACCAGUGUGGAAAGGCUUUUGCAAAUCAGGGAGCUUUUACUGUACAUCAGAGGACCCACACUGGGGAGAAACCUUAUAAAUGUAACCAGUGUGGAAAGGCUUUUAGAGACAAGGGAGCUCUUACUGUACAUCACAGGAUUCAUACUGGAGAGAAACCUUAUAAAUGUAACCAGUGUGGAAAGGCUUUUACACAAAUGGGACCUCUUACAGCACAUCAGAGAAUCCACACUGGAGAGAACCCUUAUGAAUGUAACCAGUGUGGAAAGGCUUUUACACAAAAGGGAACUCUUACUACACAUCAGAGAAUCCAUACUGGAGAGAAACCUUAUAAAUGUAACCAGUGUGGAAAGGCUUUUCCAAAAAUGGGAGCUCUUGCUGUACAUGAGAAGAUCCACUCUGGAGAGAAACCUUAUGAAUGUAAUCAAUGUGGGAAGACUUUUAGGAGAAAGGAAACUCUUAGUGUACAUCAGAGAAUCCACACUGAAGAGAAACCUUAUGAAUGUAACCAGUGUGGAAAGACGUUUAGGAGAAAGGAAACUCUUAGUAUACAUCAGAGAAUCCACACUGAAGAGAAACCUUAUGAAUGUAACCAGUGUGGAAAAACUUUUAGAAGCAAGAGUGCUCUCAUUGUGCAUCAGAGAAUCCACACUGGAGAGAAACCUUAUAAAUGUAACCAGUGUGGAAAGACUUUUACACGAAGGGAACCUUUUACUGACCAUCAGAGAGUUCACACUGAAGAGAAACCUUAUGAAUGUAACCAGUGUGGAAAGGCUUUUACAAGAAGGGGAACUCUUAUUGUACAUCAGAAAACCCACACCGGAGAGAAACCUUAUAAAUGUAACCAGUGUGGAAAGGCUUUUAGAAAAAGGGCAUCUCUUACUGGACAUCAGAGAAUCCACACUGGAGAGAAACCUUGUGAAUAUAACCAGUGUGGAAAUGCUUUUAUAUACAAAUCUGAUUGGUUUUUACCAGUUCUGUGAUGAAAUGUAAAGGCAUUAAUACAAGGAGGAAAAUGAAUUAGGGCCAGAAUACUGGGAGAAGCUGAUAUGGUGCUGAUGCCUUCUAUGCUUAGCAUUGUCUUCCUAUAACACUAGAGGGAGGGUGAGGAAAGGAAAAUAAAAUUUCCUUGGGAUAGCAGACAGCCUUCCUUUUCUUCUGGUCACCUGCUUGAAAGGCAUGCUAGUAAAAUGGGAAGAUCCCUCCUUUUGGAGUCAGAGGACAUGGGUUGAAUUUAUGUUCUGUAGCUCUAUGGCCUUGGGAAAGUAAUUUAACUUUAACAGUGCAUUCAAGUUAGGGUUUGUAAGGUCCUGUUUAGCUUUCUGGAGGUAUCUGGACCAGCCUUGGUUUCAGCAAUCACCAGGAGAAUACCCACAGAUAAAGUCCA